CACAACUUCAUCAAAAAGUCGAGAUCUCUGCUAUUGCGCACCGGAAAAUCAAGAGCUUGGAAGCGAAUUUAAAGCAAGAACAUAACUGCUGUUUUGUCAACGCCAAGAUGGCGCCUUCGCAGAUGUACGACAAGGACGAGAAAGUGCUAUGCUUUCACCAUGAGAUGCUAUACGAAGCAAAAGUACUUGAUGUCCGUCAAGAAGACAAGAACGACAAGAAGAGUGGCUUUCAAUACUUGGUUCACUACAAAGGAUGGAAGAAUACCUGGGACGACUGGGUCGCCCAAGAUCGGUUACGAAAAUUUACUGAGGAAAACCUCGAGCUUGCAAAGAACUUGAAGAAAGAAAUCGAUCGAGUAAAUCAGAUGGCACGAGGUGGAGGUAAGAGCGCUCCUACGAAGUCGCGAAAGGGCGCAGGCUCGGCUCGGCCCAGUGAGGAGCGCGGGACACCUCAACAGAUGGCCGGCAAGAAGCGUGUUCGGGACGCAGACACAGAAAGGAUUGACGAGUGGCGAGACAAGCCGCAAAUUCGACUACCGUUCCCAGACAUCCUCAAGAGCAUUCUUGUUGAUGACUGGGAGAACGUCACGUGGUUGAAUCAGAUGGUUCCACUUCCUUCAAAGUACCCAGUCAGUGAGCUUCUGGACAGCUAUCGCGAGUUUCAAGAACCAAACGUCGUACCCGGCACCACCAAUGCUGUCGUUCUCGACGAGCUCACGCAAGGCAUUCGCGAAUACUUUAACCUUGCUCUGGGCAGGAUCCUGUUGUACAAGCAAGAACGCCGCCAGUAUCUCGAGUGGCGCAAACGCAUCAUGGACAAGAAUGAUCCCAUCCACAGAGAUGGCGAGAAGUCAUUCUACCAGAUCUAUGGUGCUGAGCACUUUCUUCGCUUACUUACUAUGAUGCCAGAGCUGGCUGCCCAGACCAAUCUUGACACGCAGUCGAUCAAUCGACUUCGUGAAGAACUCAUUAACAUGCUCAUGUGGUUGGCGCAGAAGCCAACCAUCAGCAAGUAUUUCUCUACGCCUUACGUUCAAAAUUCGUAUCUCGAGGAGCAUGAGCGCAAUGGACCUAACAAGCACGAGCCAGCGACAGCAUCGAAUGAUUCGUAGUUCGGGCUGGCGUGUGCUUGACGAGUCAUUGCAUAGCAUAUGGUGUUAGGAGUUCGUAUAAUCUACAUUUUUACUAUGGCAGGAUGCUGCGAAGAGCACGGCCUGCCCCUGCAAUCCUGCGGUCUCUAAUUGCAUGAAUCUGGGUUCUGGGCUAUCGGGUUAUGGUAAUCGUGUACUGUGCAACUCCAGCAAGGAGUUUGUGAGGACAUACAUCCAACACUCCGUUAUAUUUGCUGUAUAAGGCAGACGUUUCACACUGUAGCGCACGCAAAAUAAAACAACGCCUAGUUUAGCUUUCGCGAUUGGUGCCUUCGCACCGAACUGUGCGAUUCUCA
Verruconis gallopava is the source of this 1447-nucleotide messenger RNA. RefSeq lists its product as uncharacterized. Gene Ontology annotation, cellular component: NuA4 histone acetyltransferase complex; nucleus; Rpd3S complex. The record is from RefSeq and is a predicted model, not a curated record. Lineage: Eukaryota; Fungi; Ascomycota; Dothideomycetes; Venturiales; Sympoventuriaceae. Gene Ontology annotation, biological process: regulation of DNA-templated transcription; chromatin organization. Bases 108 to 1112 code for a protein of 334 amino acids. The transcript has 4 exons.